This is a messenger RNA of Candidozyma haemuli, 1620 nucleotides long. It is a transcript of the gene POB3, whose product is annotated as FACT complex subunit. The transcript has a single exon. Gene Ontology annotation, molecular function: DNA binding; nucleosome binding; histone binding. The record is from RefSeq and is a predicted model, not a curated record. Bases 1 to 1620 code for a protein of 539 amino acids. Gene Ontology annotation, cellular component: nucleus; FACT complex. NCBI's taxonomy places the organism in Eukaryota, Fungi, Ascomycota, Pichiomycetes, Serinales, Metschnikowiaceae.
AUGGCCAACACAGAUUUCGAAAAAAUCUACCUCAACCAAUCAAGGUUGACUGGGCGUAUGCGUGUGGCCGACUCGGGUCUCGGCUGGAAAGCGGCCCAGAGUUCUGGCGAUGGAGCUGCUAACGCUCCAUUUCUUUUACCUUCAGAAGAGAUUCUUAAUGCCCACUGGUCUCGUGGCUCUCGUGGGUAUGAAUUAAGAGUUCAGACGAGAAACCAAGGUGUGGUGCUGCUUGAUGGUUUUGACCAGGAAGAUUUUUCUAAGAUGAAGCAGGAACUACAAAGAAACUUCCAGAUUGCGUUGGAGCAUAAGGAACAUUCGUUGAGAGGAUGGAACUGGGGGCAAACCGACUUGGCCAGAAACGAGUUGGUGUUCAAUGUGAACAACAAGCCAUCUUUUGAGCUUCCAUACUCGGAGAUUUCCAACUCGAACUUGACUGGUAAGAAUGAGGUUGCAGUGGAGUUCAACUUGGGCAACGAUAGUAAAGCCGGUGACGAGUUGGUCGAGAUGAGAUUCUACAUUCCUGGUGUUGUGGAGAACGAAACUACAAAGACUGUGGAGGGUGAGAACGGCGAAAAGAAACAGGAGGAAGAGACCGAAGAGGUCAGCGCUGCCUCUGUAUUCUAUGACCAGCUCAAGGACAAGGCAGACAUCGGCCAGGUUGCCGGUGAGGCUAUCGUUUCUUUCAGCGAUGUGUUGUUCUUGACUCCAAGAGGUCGUUACGAUAUCGACAUGUACGCCACAUCUUUGAGAUUGCGUGGUAAAACCUACGACUACAAGAUUCAAUAUAAGCAGAUUGAAAGAAUCUUUUCUUUGCCAAAGCCAGAUGAUGUUCACCAUUUGAUUGUUUUGCAAAUUGACCCUCCUUUGAGACAGGGACAGACAAAGUACCCAUUCUUGGUGUUGCAGUUCUCCAGAGAAGAAGAGACCGAGCUCGAGUUGAACUUGUCUGAUGAGGUAUACGAAUCCAAGUACAAGGAGAGAUUGAAGAAGAAGUACGACACACAGACUCAUUUGGUUAUGGCUCACUGUUUGAAGGGCUUGAUGGAGCGUCGUUUGAUUGUGCCAGGCUCGUUCCAAUCUCGUUUCAUGCAAGCCGGUGUGGCCUGUUCUUUGAAGGCAUCCGAAGGUUACUUGUACCCAUUGGACAGAUGUUUCUUGUUCGUUACGAAGCCUACAGUCUACAUUCCAUACUCUGAGGUGAGCAACGUCACGAUGUCUCGUACCGGAGGCGGAGUUUCUGCUUCACGUACGUUUGACUUGGAGGUGAACUUGAGAGGGUCUGGUCCUUCGCAUGUGUUUGCCAACAUUGACAAGGAGGAGCAAGAGGCUGUGGAAAGAUUCUGCCUGGAGAAGGGAUUGAGAAUCAAGAACGAAGAGAAGAUGGCCAAGGCUAUGUUGGCCAAGGCUAUGAACGAGGAAGACGACGACGACGAUGAUGCUGAUGUCGAUAUGGGCAGUGCUGGAGACGAUGAGAGUGACGAGGACGGGGACUUUGGAUCCGGAUCGGAUUCCGAUGUGGCCGAAGAAUUCGAUUCCAACGCCUCUGCAUCCGAAUCAGAGGACGAAGCGAUGGACGGACAGCAGGACGACAGACCACCCAAAAAGAAGACCAAGAACUAA